CUUCGCGUCAAAGGGGAAGUGUCCUAGUCAACAGCUGAAACAUGAACAGUUCUAUGAGCCAUCGCUUGGUCAAAACUUGUUACAGUCGGAAUAUUUACGAAUGAAUUCAAACGAAGAUGUCAUCCGCUUUAUUGUUAGACUUCGAAAAUCAACAGCAAAAUCCAGUGAUGGAUAGUGAGGCAGGCAUCAUCUCCAUCGACCAGGGAGGAGAGUGGGACAUAAGCCUGUUCGAUGAGCUGGACAGCCUGGGAGAUGCAGAUGAGCUGCUUGAGGCUCUGGAGAAUGCCGGCUACGCCAAUGAAGGUCCAGAUAUGGACUUUGAUAUCAACAUACCUCUAUGGGAUGAAGUGGACACAAGCAGCAUCUGCACAGAUGGUGAGGUGAGCGUGGACUCUCUGUCACCUGCCCACACUCUGAGCUCUGUCCCCUCUCCUUCCUCUGUGGAAGCUCUGUCCCCUUACUCCUUACAAGAUGAGGCCCUGUCGCCACAGUCUCAGCCCUCUCCCAUUUCUAUCUGCUCAGAGUCCAGUGGCUUUUCUAAAAUCUCUCCUCCAGCUAAGACAGCUCCAAAGAGGACCAGCCAGACCACACGAGCCAAACCAGCUCAGCCAAUCAAGAGGCCGAUUCAGAUCGGCCCGAAAGUUUCCAUCCAGCCCAAACCGCUGAUUACAGCUGUGCAGUUGGCUCCUGCAGCAGCUCCCCUGCAGGCCAAGACAAUCAUCAUCCAGCCCCUGCAGAACACUGUGCUGCCUGUGGUCAAACCAGCUCCGGUCAGCAUCCAACCAGCGCCCCCUCCAGGUCGUCCUAUAGUGCUGUCUCAGACAAACCAGGUGCUACAGAUGCAGACCCCACAUGUUGUCACCAGCAACGUGGUCGCCAUGCAAACACUCAGCCAGGACAGACCUGUUCCCGUCCCUGUCGCUGCCCCACCAGUGGUCUCCGUCACACUUCGAAGCCCUUCCUCAGAUGAUGAUUCGAAGUUGUCGCAGAGGCAGCAGCGCAUGAUAAAGAACCGUGAGUCAGCAUCCCUGUCUCGGAAAAAGAAGAAAGAGUAUCUGCUCUCGCUGGAGGCUCGCCUGAAAGUGGCGUUGUCUGAGAAUGAGGUGCUCAAGUGUGAGAAUGGCAACCUCAAGAGACAGCUGGAGGGUCUGCUGAGUGAGAACACAGUACUGAAGGCGACAGCACCCAAGAGGAGAGCUGUGUGCCUCAUGGUGGUUUUGGUGUUCCUCGUGCUUAAUGUUGGACCGAUGAGCUUGUUUCAAGGUGGCCCGGGGUCCAAGCUUGAGGUUGUUUCCAUGCAGCACAGCGGCAGACACCUGCUGGGUUUCUCUCCAGAGGCAGAAACUAACUUUGUGAUGGGGCCUGAGCACCCCGGCAGCGGCCCCUCUGAGAUGGCCGACAGCUCUGAGGACAAGGCCCUGAUGGUGGUGAAGGAUCCAGUCUUCCUCAGACCUCCUCCCCCCUGCCAGCCUCUUGUUAACAGGACCAAGUGCAUAGAGUUGGCCCAUGAGUUGAGAGGCUGGGUUCACCGUCAUGAAGUGCAGCAGACCAAAUCCCGGCGCAUGAGUAACAGCAAUCACAAACCCGCCAGGACCAUUCUGAAAACAGAGAAUAAGGAGUCAGCCCAGAUUUUGACCGUCCAAUACACAGAAACUGCUGAGGAAAAGAAUCCUGGCAGUGAGCUGCAGGUGUACUACGCACCUCAUCACACCUACAGUGACUUCUUUGAUGAGCUCAACCGGCGUGGCGACACUUUCUACGUGGUGUCUUUCCGCAGGGAUCAUCUUUUGCUUCCUGCCACCAACCACAAUAAAGGAAGCCGACCCAAGAUGUCUUUAGUGUUGCCAGCCAUGAACAUAAACGACAGCAUCAUCAGGGACAAAGAGUUUGAGGUGAUGAUGCAGAUCGACUGUGAAGUAACAGACACCAGGAUCCUCCACAUCAGGUCCUCUACCAUCCCACCUUUGCUCCGGGUCAACCGCACGGACACGUUUUACCAGCACUCCCCGACCAACAACCAGGCCUCGCCUCCCAUCGGUGUGCUAAUGGGCUCUGCCUAAGUUCAUCAUCAGCACUUGAGUUAUUUAUAACUCCUCAGCAAAACUCACAAAGACAAACACAAGAUACAACCUCAGUUUGUGCUUUUUUUUUUUUUUUUUGGCUGAUGAAUUAUAUUGUAAAGCUGGUGUUCUCCCACUGACUUAAUGUUUGUGAUUUAGAUGUGAAGGAAUGUGCUCUGCUGAAAUCCCUAACCAUUAGCAUACAAAGGAACCUCAAAGGUUGUCGGCACCGCUCAGUCACAUUCUUUAUUGGGAAUGAUAUCCGGAGGCUGUCUGUAAUAGGGUCCAAGGAGACGCUCGCUCCUUGUGUGGCAAAACCGACUUCUCCCCGUGACCCCAGACGCCCUACAUAAGGGUAAUUGCUUAGCAGCAGGGAGCAGAGCAUUGAACCCUGAGUCACCCCGUCAUAACACAAAUACCCCAUAGCAGCUCUUCUCAAGUGUGCUCUUUUUUUUUUUUAUUGUUUUCUUAAUUUCAGAACAGAGCCGAAGAUUUACUUACUUCAAACCUUAAUUAAAAACAGAUAAAUAUAUUUGUGAUAUCAAUAUUUAGAAGCAGAAAAAAUUCAGUGUUUGUAUCUUAGCUAGAAAUUGGAGUGCUGUAACUGUCUCUCUCACUCAGUUUUAGUCUUUUUGACUCUUCUAAAUAAAGCAAAAUUUAUUUUAUAGUAAGAAAUGCCAUAUUAAUUACUCAUGGCACCAGAGGCAUUCAGCAAACUCAGGAAGUCAGGUGAUCUGUGAAAGCUGACAGGCUAACCACUAUGUUGUUGGUUGGUUUCCAUUAUGUGCUCUGUUUUUAGCGUUUUAUCGAAGAAGAAUUUCAGUCCUCAGUUUUUGGUUCUUUGCACUGUGCUUCACUUAUAUUAAUGAACAGAUUCAGAUACUGUACAUAUUUAUUUCUAUUAUUAUCUAACAGUAAAGGCAACUUCUGUGGUGUGAUGCAGUUUGCUCAUUUCUGCUGUUAAAAAUUUCUUCUAUCAGGAAUUACCGAUUUUCUUCAUCUGUCUGAUUAUACUUUGUGGAAAUUUUUUAUUCCGAGUGAUCACAGAAAACAAAAAGAGAUAUUGUCUAUAAAAUAUGAAAGAGUAGAAAGGAGAGAUACAGUAAAUGUAGAUACUGGGAGAGUUAUUUAGUGUCAGUUCACUGGGUGAACAUGCAGCAAUGUUAUCCUGGAAAAAGUCAUCAUCAUCAAAUUUGAAAUCGCCACUAAGAAAAAUUUAAAAAGCCACUGUUUGCCAAAAAUAACCACUGCUGAGAAACAUAGUUUAAGUCCUGACUUCUCCGUCCACGGGCUGAAUUGCACUUUUAUUUUGUGCACUUAAGCCUGUUUUGAAAUUGCAACCUACUGAAAAUUCUUAUUUUAAACACAGUUUGGAGAUAGAUGUGUUAGGAUAGAUUAGUACUAAUUUGAUGUAAACAUUUGCACUAUAAAUGCAGAACCUGGGAAGUUCAGUUCAGUUCUGGCUUAAAAUGCCUUAUUUUGAUUUGUCUACAACUUUGUUUCGACUACGUGUAAUUUGGGGUAAAAUUGAUAUUAAUUAUGAAAUUAUACAUCAUCAGAAUUAGUCACCUUUUCUUAUUCCUGGCUUGUUUGUGUAUGUGUUGAUAAAACAACAUACCAUACUGCUGUGGCUGAAAGUGCAUUUCUUUUAGCUACGAUUGUACAGAUGGUUAUGUUUUAGCUCAACAGAUGCUCAUAAAAAUUGUUCAGAAAAAAAAAACGCCUUUUGCUUGUGAUGUUGUAAAACAGACCUUCUGUGUGUGUAAUUUUUUUCCACUUUUGGUUUCAGAAUUAUAUUUGAUUCACCACAUUCUUUUCACUGCAUCCCAACAGUACUUCAGCACAAGACAAGAGUACAAUUAAAAACUUGUGAGGUUUUGUUUUUUUGUGUUCUAUUAUGUGCAUAAACCAAAAUAAACACUGGAUUUUCUCUAACUAUA
Messenger RNA from Toxotes jaculatrix (banded archerfish), 4000 nucleotides. RefSeq names its product activating transcription factor 6 (gene atf6). Gene Ontology annotation, cellular component: nucleus. Gene Ontology annotation, molecular function: DNA-binding transcription factor activity, RNA polymerase II-specific; RNA polymerase II cis-regulatory region sequence-specific DNA binding. The record is from RefSeq and is a predicted model, not a curated record. Lineage: Eukaryota; Metazoa; Chordata; Actinopteri; Toxotidae. The coding region runs from base 117 to 2060 and encodes 647 amino acids. The transcript is spliced from 16 exons. Gene Ontology annotation, biological process: endoplasmic reticulum unfolded protein response; regulation of transcription by RNA polymerase II.